Macrosiphum euphorbiae (potato aphid) is the source of this 867-nucleotide messenger RNA. The record is from the annotation of a GenBank genome assembly. Lineage: Eukaryota; Metazoa; Arthropoda; Insecta; Hemiptera; Aphididae.
AUGGCUGGAUGUGACGAAAGCGACUUGCCUGAUGCGAUGGGCGCUUUGUCCGUUGUCAAUGAUUGCGGGACAGACCUCGGAUUGGACGACAACAUAGGGACACAGCGUAGCAAAAUUGAAAAUGAUUAUGAAAGCAUUUUCUCGUGGGACAUCCAACGAUUAACAGGAGUUAAGUUGAGCCGGAUCAGUAAGGUUCGGGAUAAGCUGGAAAUUAUCACAGACAUGGAAGAAAAUAAUGAUGUAUUCAAAUUCAAUAGAUUUUAUUUACAAUUAAUAGCCUGUUAUGAACUAUACAUUAGCAAAAGUUUCAAAGAAUCAUAUUUUGAAAUUGAAAUGGUUGUUAAGUUUAUGGAGACAUGUAAAUUGGACGAAUCAAAAAAAGAAGAACAGUACUUUGAUGCUUACUACCAUAUUGCUCUGGCCACCAUUGCGUAUAUUGGAUUAACACUGAAAAUUGAUUCAAAAAAGUUGCUAAAUGAUAUUAAACAAAUCAACAAUUUUAAUAGUGCUGAGAAAGCUGCAAUUUGUGCGGUUAAAGCCAGAGUUUUUAUGGAAUAUUCUCCAAAAGGAAACGAUAUUGCUUUAAAUUUUGCUGAUCAAGCCCGCGCCCUUCAUCCUACUGAACCUGAAUUGAUAAUCAUUUGGUUAAAAGCCAAAGGGAGAGUAAGACGUUAUUACGAUCCAACUGAAAUUCCAGGGGAUGAUGAAAUAGAAGCUGCAGAAAGUGUAUGCUCAAUAAAAUCAAACUCCAAACUUAUAUUUGAAGCUUCUCAAAUAUAUAAGGAAGUUGGAUAUAUUUAUAAAACAAAAAAAAACUAUAAAGAAUCAAAUAAAUUUUUUAAGCUUUCGUUUGAUAUUGCUAAGUAA